Mizuhopecten yessoensis (Yesso scallop) is the source of this 1509-nucleotide messenger RNA. RefSeq lists its product as uncharacterized. The record is from RefSeq and is a predicted model, not a curated record. NCBI's taxonomy places the organism in Eukaryota, Metazoa, Mollusca, Bivalvia, Pectinida, Pectinidae. The transcript has 4 exons. Bases 297 to 1160 code for a protein of 287 amino acids.
GUGUAUACGUGUGUGGUCUAUGUGACGUAUUGUGUAUGUUGUGUAUGUCUUUUGUAAACUAGUUUGACAACUUGACCAAUGACCCAUGACAUCUGUCGCAUUGCGUGCAUUUUUCCCGCCCUAAAGUUUUCUUCGCUACCUCUGAACUUUCUAUCUGCCCAUUUCAUCGAUACCUUCCAUAUUGAAUACAUCGAUCAUCUCAAUCUGCCCUAUGAGCAUCAUGAACGGAGUCUAUCCCAGGUACCACAUACUAGAAGUGAUUUGAUGUAGAACCUCACCCCUCCUAACAAGAAACUAUGUUGUUGGGACGACGGAAGACUCUACGCAUCUGUUCGUACGGCGGUGUGCUGGUCACUAUCUUCCUCCUGUUCAGCGUUCUUCAAGUUCUGGUAUCACGUGACAAUGAAAGUAUCGGCAUUGUUACAGUUACCAAUACUCGUGUAUUUGCACACGACACAGAACUGACAAUUCUUGAUUACUCAGCAGCUGACGACAGAUUGGUCAACCAUGUACGGAAUACUCUGAUCCAACCAUACCAGGGCACUCCUGACAUGCAGUAUAACCUAACGAUGAUAAAACCGAAUUCAGAUUAUUCGAGAGGACAGAGCAAGAUAAUUGAUGAACAUCUUCAGAAAAAGUAUGUCGGAUAUUAUAUUGACGUGGGGGCCGGAGAUGGGGAGAGUAAUUCUGUGACCUUGUUUUUCGAAAAGGAGAGAAGUUAUAAUGGCCUUUUGAUAGAGCCAUAUCCGGGCCGCUACAUGACCCUGCUGACGAAAAACAGGAGGGCCAACACACUUCAGGCCUGUGUUAGGACAAACAAAACUGGCAGCCUGAAGGAGUACCUCGCCGUUAAACAAACAACGUCAUCCAUUGUUCCCUGUCUGUGGAUGGAGACCAUAGUGGCUGCCACUGGGAAGAACACCAUAGACGUGCUCAGCAUCAACGUACGAGAACAGGAACUGGAGAUACUCGGCGCCAUUCCUUUUGACAAACUCAACAUCAGUGUGGUUUCUAUUGAGUUUUCACAUAACAGCAGUGCUUAUUUAGAUGUCAUUAGAUUCAUGUCAAACAUUAACUAUGUGGCUAUUCAUCAAUUUGUUUAUCACCCAUUACACAAAGUCGACGUUGUUUUUGCGAAAAAAUCAAAAGUGAAAAAAUAAUAAAUGAUGAAAAAAAAAAAUGAUAUUAUAUAGCCUAUGAAACAAGUAUCAAUGAGAUUGCUGUAACUCCAUAUUGUUUGGCAUAUCUUUUAUCGAAUGUUAUGUGCAUUUUACUAUGUUUUGUAUGUAGCUGUUCAGUUGCUUCAUGACCAUUUCCUUAAAUUUUAUCAUUUAUUUUCGUUAAUCAAAAUGUCUUUUUCUUAGUGUUACAAUCGGAACAAUUUUUUUUAAGCUGAUCUGUCUCGGUUUCAUAUUAUCUCAAAAUCCCAUGUUUCUAGGAGCAGUUGUCACUGUUCGCGUAUUGUUGUAAGAGUAUUUUAUAAAGAGAUUCUACCUUCGGUUUAUACUU